UUUUAAGAUCUCCUGGCAUCAGUGAUUGCUUUAGGCUCUUGGUUUGUAUUCAAAUGGGCUACAUGGGUUUUUUAAGAUAUGUUUUUAAAUUUUAAUUUUAAUUUUUAAAGGUUAAUUACAUCAACCUUGUCUUAAUAUGGCCUAUAUCAUUGCUGCCAUUUUAACAAGCAAAUCAUGGCCGUCAUGGCAAUUGCUCUGCCCUUUAAUUGUGCUCUUCCUUUAGUUUGUUAAUGUGGAGAAGAUAUUUAUGGCCUUUAAGAGAUGCAAGUCUAGAUGGAGAUAGUAUUUAUCGAUCUAUUCAAAGUUCAUUUAUGUGAUUUGAGGAAUAGACAAAUGAGAUUUUAAAGUUGAUUGGUGUACUAGAUUUGGUACACUAUACUGUAUAAGAUCCCUUGUCAAGGCCAAUUCAAUUGGAAAAAUAUAUGGGAUUUGGGACCUAGCUUCUGAUCUUUGGUUGUGGCCUUUGAAUGGCCAUGAAUCCUCUUUGUAGGGUCUUUUUUUCUUUCAUUUUGAUUCUCAUUUCAAUCACAAACUUAAGGUUAACCACUAGUGAUUGCUUAUUUGUAGGUCAUUAAGAUUCCACUGUAUAGAAUCUCUGUUAUUUGCUUGCCUAACUUACCAAUUUUUUUUAGUUACUGGUGGUAGUAGUUGUUUAUUUUCCCAUAAGUUUUACCUCCGUGUAUUGUAAAUGUUCAUUGCCCAUGGGCUUAGAAGCCUCAUCCAUGGCCUGUAUAGUUAUGUGCUGUCUUCUUAUAGAGAGAACGUCAGGUGGGGUUCGCCAUCAUCAUGGCAAACAUACUGUUAGCAAGUUUUGUUUUAGUCAGGGGUAGCUGUGGAGAUGUGUGUUGCCCUUGUCUUUGUGAUAUUUUCCAGCUAAUCAAUAUGCCUGUACUCUUGGUAACCCUAUUUCAUUCAAGUGGGUGACCAAUAGAUAAGAUAAACUUUCUUGCCUGGUAGGUAGAGAUGAGGCGAUUGGUCUUUUACUUUUUGCGGGGGUCACAUGUAAUCCAUGGGUCAUUGUAAUUGUUGUUGGCCCCGGGCAACUGCUGUGUAUCCUUUCCUGGAGUGUUUCUGUAAGGUCAGCCCAAACUUGGUCUUCUUAAUAAACAUGGUUUUCAGCCACUAGCUGCACCCGUCCGAAAUCAAAAUUGUUCUGCUUUACCUCUAGACCAUGGACCGCUGGUCUCUAAUGGUACUUUGAAAUGAAUGUAUUCUACUAUUUUAUAUUUUGGAGUAUAUGCUAUUGCAGCUAGUGCACCCUAGGAGGUUCCAGAAACCCUUCCGGACAGGGUGAUAGAAAAGAUGAAAGCCCCGUCAAAGAAGGAAGUUCCCAUUAUUACCCCUGAAAAGUUGGCGGAAGCAGACGGCUUCAUAUUUGGAUUUCCUUCACGUUUUGGAAUGAUGGCAGCACAAUUUAAAGCAUUCUUCGAUUCUACAGAUGAGCUCUGGAAGUCUCAGAAAUUAGCUGGUAAACCUGCUGGCAUCUUUUGGAGUACAGGAUUUCAUGGUGGUGGCCAGGAAAAUACUGCUUUGACAGCCAUUACACAGUUGGCUCAUCAUGGUAUCAUUUUUGUUCCUCUGGGGUACACUUAUGGAGCUGACAUGUUUGAAAUAAAUGAAGUGAAAGGUGGUUCUACCUAUGGUGCUGGAACUUAUGCAGGAGAUGGUUCGCGUCAACCAACUAAACUGGAGUUAGAUCAAGCAUUCUACCAAGGGAAAUAUGUUGCCAGCAUUACUAAGAAAUUAAAAUUGGCUACAUAGUUUUACUGUAUCAGUGUAUUGUAACAAUCUCUAAAUUUCAUAUAAUCUUUACUCAUGUUAUGCACAUGUUCACAGAUGGAUAACUUAAUGAUCUAUAAAUAAAUUUCAUCUGAUUUGGCUACAAAUUGUUGAGCCAAAUACAGGACUUGGUUUCAGAAAUUAAAAAGUCACGAUGAUGAAAGUGUAAAGGGGCAAAUCUAAUAACAAAUUGGCACUAAUUUUCAUGAA
Molecule: messenger RNA, 1989 nt
Organism: Cryptomeria japonica (Japanese cedar)
Lineage: Eukaryota; Viridiplantae; Streptophyta; Pinopsida; Cupressales; Cupressaceae
Product: NAD(P)H dehydrogenase (quinone) FQR1
Exons: 3
Coding region: 1303-1761 (152 amino acids)
Molecular function (GO): FMN binding; NAD(P)H dehydrogenase (quinone) activity
Source: RefSeq, a predicted model, not a curated record